Messenger RNA from Delphinapterus leucas (beluga whale), 10351 nucleotides. NCBI's taxonomy places the organism in Eukaryota, Metazoa, Chordata, Mammalia, Artiodactyla, Monodontidae. The record is from RefSeq and is a predicted model, not a curated record.
GGGGCCCGCGGGGCGGCCGCGCCAGUGGGGGGCUUCGCCGUCAGCGCCGCUUCGUCCUGGCCUGCGGCGAUCGGGACGCGGGGACUCGGGCGGCUGCCGCCCGGCGGAGGAACACUCGGGCUUCGGCCGCCGUCCGUGCGUCCGGCCGGCCGGGGCCGGGCCCGGGCCGCUCCCGCCUCGCGCUCUUCCAGGUGGCGGGCGAGGCCCGCGGCGCCGAGGGCAGCGGGCCUGGCCCAGCAGAGGGUCCCUAGCCGGGCGCCGCGCCCUCUCCCGCCGCCCGCGUCCCUCCGGAGCCGCUCGGACCGCUUCUCGUUCCCGAUCCUCCCUCCCUACUCAUGCCCGCUGCCCCUCCAGCCACCGAGAUCCGUGCACAGGGCGGGGAUCGGCCCUGUUGUACAGGAGCUCCAGGCCCGCGCCCACCCAGCCUUGGUUCCUGGGGUGGCCGAGCCCCGGCUUUCCCCAGGGAGCUGGGCUCGCGGUCAGGCCUUGGCAGCCCCCAAACCCCUUGGGGACUUGUGAGGCGGGCAUAAGCCAGGACCACCCUGGGAGCCCCUGGUCUGCACCUGGCCAGGCUGGAAGACGGGUGCAGGGCUCCCGGUUGGGACUAGGGGUGGCUUGGCAGCAGCACCAGCACCUGGCAAGUCCUGGUGGCCCUGGGCCUGCUUCACCACAGAGCCAGCACCCACAGUUCCCAGUGUUUGUUGGUGUGGUGUUUGGGUGGACACUCUGGGACCCAGGAAGUGAGUACAGGAAGUCUCUACUCACUGCCAGGACCCUGCCCCUCUAUGUGCAGCCUCCUGGAGGAAGCCCUCCUAGAUGGGCCCUUCCCACCCAUCUGUGCUCAGGUUGCUUGGCAGAUAUGAGGGGGGUCCCUGAGCCCAAGAGCCUCAGAGCUUCCUGCCACUUCAUUGGCCUCCUCUUCCUAGCAACUUGGAAAAGAAAGGAAGGGCUCUAUCCGUGCCCUGGGCCUGUGGUGGGGGUCAAGACUAGGGGUGAAGCUUGACCCCCAAAGCCAGUGGAGUGUUCUGGAGCUCGGAGGGCUCUCCGUGCCUGUCCUGGGGAGCCCCUGUCAUGUCUAACUGCAGCCCCUGUGUGCCACACACACACCCGGGCCGGGGCCCGUGGAGAUGGGAGAGCACGGGCCCCAGGGGUGGGAGCUCUCAGCCUGACCCCGUUCGGGAUGUUCCCCGGGCACAGAGGGGAGAGUCUGAGAGCUGGACAGCUGCCGGGGGUGUGUGUGUGGGGGAGGCGUUCUUCUGCUCUGAGGUGAGGGUCCUGGGAGGGUAGGGUCAGCAUCGGCCUGGCUGAGCCUGUUGGGUGUUUUUUUAUGGCGUGUCAGCUUUUAGGAAUCCCCAGAGAAGACUGAGGAAGAGCAGGUGGUCUCGGCAGAUCUGGGCCUGUCACCUUUUCCCCCCCGUACCUAUAGGGGGCCCACCUCCGUCUGCCGGGUAGGGGGAGGCUUGAGGUCUGGCCAGGGGCUCCUUGCCCCAGGAGGGGAGGGAAGUUACAGAGAAAAACAAGGGUUUGGAAUGCAAGUCCCCCCUCCCCCGCCGGCCGCCUGCCAAGAAGGAAUUAUUUUGGAUUAUCCAGCCGUGUCCAGUCACCCAAGGGGGGCGGGGAGGCUAGAGCUGGGGGAGGCUACAGCCGUGGGAGAGAGAUCCACUUCCGGGGCCGUGGGUUGAGAGCCCCAGAAGGGAGGGACGGGCAAGUCUGGGCAGCUCCGCCACCUCCCAUGGCUGCUCAGACCGGUCAGGGGUGGGGUGGGAGGGGAUGCGUCACCCUUGAGAUGGAGAACGCCCAAGGUCGGCCCUAGCAGGCCCCGCCCAGUGAGCCUGGCGUGGGCCCAGGCCCCCUGGGGGAGGCCGUGGGGCCGGAGGAGUCCUAGACUCCUUUCUCGGCACCCAGGGUGUCCUGUGUGGCUGCCCUCCGGCCCUGGGUUCAGGGACACACCUUGGGCUGGUUACUGACACCUGUGUGGCGCUUCCCUGGGGUGGCGGGUCAGGUAGGGCCGUGACUUAGGCUGCUUAGCGUGGUGGGGCACUGGGGUCUCCCUUGGGCCGAAUCUCUGGCCGUUCUCCUGCCUCUUGACUGACUCACUAACCAGCAGCUGACGGAUGCACCACUUCCCUCCAAGCCCCUCGGACAGCCCAGCUCCCACCCCCACGUCCCCACCCCACAGGUGAAGGAUCCCAUAGGGGAGGGGUCCCACAGGUGAGGAGCCCAAGGCCAGACAUGCAAGGAGCCGACUGGGAUGCUGCCUCUGCCGCUUGGGCUCCCAAGGUCCGUGUAGGCGUGUGUGCAGCCACCCACCCAGUGGCCCCUGUAGGGACCACGCUGUGAGGCAGAGCUGGCAGCUGGGGCAGCGUGCAGUAAACCCAGGGGCCUGGCCUCAGCCCAGGUGAGUGGAGCAGAAGAGAUUGGACUGGAAGGCACUGGGGUGGGCCGGCAGCCUAGGGAGGGGUCCAUAUGGCAUGUGCCUGUCUCCCCCAGGACAGCUUGGUUGCGGGCACUUGAGCCGUCUCAGGACCUGGGCCAUUCUGGGAACCUCCUGUUCCCUGCCUUGAACCCGCAUCCUGGGGGCCGGAGCUGGUGAAGCCCUGGGACCAGGGGAGUGAACUGGUGGGGACAGGCUGUGGCUUCAGUGCUCUCCCACACGGCCCCUCCUCCGGUCUGGGCAGGUCCGCGCUGAGGCGCCAGGUCCUCUGGUCCUCCUUCUGUGUCCUUCUUACUCCCGUCAGGCCUCAGUCCUUUCUGCUGCAGCAACAGACACCAGCCUCCUGCCUUGGCUUCCUGGGUGGGGGGAAUAAGCUUUUCUUCCCUGCUGAAGAGCCUCUUGGGCCCAGAGCCUGCCCUGGACCAGGGUGUCGGGAAAGCAGUCAGGGGAGGAGGCCACAUGUGGUCCCUUCAUGGUUUUCCCUUCUGUGAUUUCACAUCCUCUGAUGGGCUCCUGCUUCCCUCUGCCCCUGGGGCUUUGAGGACCUCGUUCCCUCUGCUGACCAGGCAAGAACCCUGCCCUUUCCUGGGCCCCCCGAGCCAGACCGGGGCACAGCUGCUCCCAGCCCUUCCCUCCCAUCCGUCGGGGCUUCUGAAGGGCGGGGCAGGGCCUCUGCUGUCCUGCCCCCAGUGCCUACCCCUGAGCCUGUGACAGUGACUGGACCCAGAAGCCCAGACGGAGCCCGGGGUGGCCAGGGGCACACCUGUCGGUCUGCCCCUCCAGUCACAGGGAGGAGCCCAGGGCUGGCCCCCCCACCUGGAGCUGGGGUCCUGUUUCCCACCCUUUGUCACCCUUUGGUCCCCCAUCUGCAGCUCAGCGCCCCCUUCACAUGGAGAGUGUCUCCCCCAGCACUGCUCCCACCGUGGCUGGCAGCUUUCCACCCUGUGGGCUGGCCACUGGCCCACCCGAGUGCCUGGUUCCCCUGUGCGCUAGGCAGAGGAGGUGCUCUCCUGGGCUGGGGAUGGGGCAUCUGGGAAGAGGGCUCAACUUGGUGCCUCCGUCCUCAGCCCUGUCCUCAGCCCCUAAGAUCACGUGAUUUCUGAAACCUGGCAGUUCUCCAUCCUGGUGCCAGAUGAGUCCUGGCCUGGGGACCGUGGGAGCAAAAGUGCAGCCUUUGGGUGCAGCCUGGAUUCUGACCCCAGUGCUGGCGUCAGCCCUGCCCUGCACUCGGCCCUUCCGGAUGUGGAGACCAGAGCCCUCGGUGCAGUUGGCCGGCAGUUCCCAUGGGGGGUUCUGGGAGGAGGGGCACCGUGUCGAGCUCAGAUCUCCAGCUCAGAUCUCUGUGACACAGCCCCCGCUGGACCCCCUCCUCAGGAAGAGCAAGAAAGGAAAAAGAGGAUCUCCAUGCUGGCCUGGAGCAGAGACUGAGCUGGACUACGGGAGCCUGGACGGCCUCAGUUGCCCGCGGAGCCGAGCGGAGUCUGCGGUGGCAGAGGCCCGCCUCCGCUCAGGAUCUGCACAGUCUGCGCGCGGUCCUGUGAACUCUUCCUGUCUUUGACCAAAGGCGCCAUCUCCUCCCCGACCUGAUCACCUCGUCUUGGGUGCCGGGGGCAAUGGCGCUGCAGCUCUGGACCCUGACCAUCCUGGGCCUGGCGGGCACAAGUGCAAGCCUGCGGUCCCGCAAGCUGGACUUCUUCCGCAGCGAAACAGAGCUGAACCACCUGGUGGUGGACGAGGUGUCGGGCGUGGUGUACGUGGGGGCGGUGAACGCGCUCUACCAGCUGAGUGCCGACCUGCAGCUGGAGCAGCGGGCGGCCACGGGCCCGGCCCUGGACAACAAGAAGUGCACGCCGCCCAUCGAGGCGAGCCAGUGCCACGAGGCCGUGCAGACUGACAACGUCAACCAGCUCCUGCUGCUCGACCCCCCCCGGAACCGCCUCAUCGAGUGCGGCAGCCUCUUCAAGGGCAUUUGCGCCCUGCGUUCCCUGAGCAACAUCUCCUCGCUCCUCUUCUACGAGGACGGCAGUGGCGAGAAGUCCUUCGUGGCCAGCAACGACGAGAGCGUGGCCACCGUGGGGCUGGUGAGCACGACGGGCCCAAGCGGCGAGCACGUGCUCUUUGUGGGCAAGGGCAACGGGCCCCACGACAACGGCAUCAUCGUGAGCACGCGCCUGCUGGACCGGACGGAGGGCAGGGAGGCCUUUGAGGCCUACACGGACCACGCCACCUAUAAGGCUGGCUACCUGUCCACAAACACACAGCAGUUCGUGGCUGCCUUCGAGGACGGCCACUACGUCUUCUUCGUCUUCAACCAGCAGGACAAGCACCCGGCCCGGAACCGCACGCUGCUGGCGCGUAUGUGCAAGUACGACCCGUUCUACUACUCCUACCUGGAGGUGGACCUGCGCUGCCUGGGCCCCGACGACACCCGGGUCCCUGCCUUCGGCACCUGCCUGGCAGCCUCCGUGGCCCGGCCAGGCGCCACUGGGGUGCUCUACACUGUCUUCAGCACAGAUGGCCGGGGUGGCGGGGGGCCACGGGCGGGCCUCUGCCUGUUCCCACUGGACGAGGUCCACAGCAAGAUGGAGACCAGCCGCGAUGCCUGCUACACGGGCACCCGGGAGGCAGGCCGGGACACCUUCUACAAGCCCUUCCACGGCGAGAUCCAGUGUGGUGGCCACGGGUCGGGUGCCAGCGAGAGUUUCCCGUGUGGCUCAGAGCACCUGCCCUACCCGCUGGGCAGCCGAGACGGACUCUCAGCUGUAGCCGUGCUGCACCGUGGAGGCCUGAACCUGACAGCUGUGACAGUGACGACCGAGAAUGGCCACACCAUCGCCUUCCUGGGCACCUCGGACGGCCGGGUCCUCAAGGUGUACCUCGCUCCAGAUGGCAGCUCCGCGGAGUAUGGCUCUGUCCUUGUGGAGAUCAACAAGAGAAUCAAGAGGGACCUGGUGCUGGCCGCAGACCUGGCCAGUCUGUACGCCAUGACCCAGGACAAGGUGUUCCGGCUCCCCGUGCAGGAGUGUGAGAGCUUUUCCACCUGCGCCCAGUGCCGCAGCUCACAGGACCCCUACUGCGGCUGGUGUGUCGUCGAGGGACGAUGCACCAGGAGGGCCGAGUGCCCGCGGGCCGAAGAGAGUGGCCACUGGCUGUGGAGCCGCAGUGAGGCCUGCGUGGCCGUCACCGAGACCCAGCCGCAGAACAUGAGCCGCCGGGCGCAGGGAGAGGUGCAUCUGACCGUCAGUCCCCUCCCGGCCCUGAGCGAGGAGGACAAGCUGCUGUGCCUCUUUGGUGAAUCACCGCCACACGUGGCGAGCAUGCAAGGGGGCGCCGUGGUCUGCAACUCCCCAAGCAGCAUCCCCAGCACGCCGCCUGGCCAGGAUCACGUGGCUGUGACCAUCCAGCUUCUCUUCAAACGCGGCAACGUCUUCCUGACCUCCCACCUGUACCCCUUCUACGACUGCCGAGUGGCCAUGAGCCUGGAGGAGAACCUGCCGUGCAUCUCCUGUGCCAGCAACCGCUGGACCUGCCAGUGGGACCUGCGCUACCAUGAGUGUCGGGAGGCCUCGCCCAACCCUGAGGACGGCAUCGUCCGUGCCCACAUGGAGGACGACUGCCCCCAGUUCUUGAACCCCAGCCCGCUGGUCAUUCCCAUGAACCACGAGACGGCUGUGACCUUCCAGGGCAAGAACCUGGACACGGUGAAGGGCUCCUCCCUGCGUGUGGGCAGUGACCUGCUCAAGUUUGAGGAGCCAGUCAGCACACAGGAGCAAGGAACCUUCUCCUUUCGGACCCCAAAGCUCUCCCACGAUGCCAACGAGACGCUGCCCCUGCAUCUGUACGUCAAGUCCUACGGCAAGAAUAUCGACAGCCGGCUCCAAGUGACCCUCUACAACUGCUCCUUCGGCCGCAGCGACUGCAGCCUGUGCCUGGCUGCUGACCCCGUCUACAGGUGUGUGUGGUGCAGCGGGCAGAGCAGGUGUGUGUACGCGGCCCUGUGUGGCAACGCCACCUCCGAGUGCCCACCGCCCGUCAUCACCAGGAUCCAGCCUGAGACUGGUCCACUCGGCGGAGGCAUUCGCGUCACCAUCCUCGGGUCAAAUCUGGGGGUCAGAGCAGAUGACGUGAAGAGGGUCACCGUGGCUGGCAGGAGCUGUGCCUUUGAGCCAGAACGCUACUCCGUGUCCACGCGGAUCGUGUGCACCAUCGAGGCUGCAGAGGCGCCCUUCACGGGGGGCGUCGAGGUGGACAUCAGCGGGAAGCUCGGCCAUUCGCCUCCCCAUGUCCAAUUCACCUAUCAGCAGCCCCAGCCCCUCAGUGUGGAGCCAAAGCAGGGGCCACAGGCGGGUGGCACCAUGUUGACCAUCAAUGGCACCCACCUGGACACAGGCUCUGAGGAAGACAUGCGGGUGACCCUCAAUGACAUCCCUUGUAAAGUGACGCAGUUUGGGGCACAGCUUCAGUGUGUCACCGGCCCCCAGGCGGCUCCGGGAGAGCUGCCCCUGAAGAUUUACUAUGGGGGCUCCGCGGUGCCCAGCCCUGGCGUCACCUUCACCUACCGUGAGAACCCAGUCCUGCGGGCCUUUGAGCCGCUGCGGAGCUUUGUCAGUGGUGGCCGGAGCAUCAACGUCACAGGACAGGGCUUCAGCCUGAUCCAGAAAUUCGCCAUGGUGGUCAUAGCCGAGCCCCUGCAGUCCUGGAGGCGGCGGCGGGAGGCCGGACCCCUGCAGCCCGUGACGGUCGUGGGCAGGGAGUACGUGUUCUGCAGUGACUCCAAGGUCGUGUUCUUGUCCCCGGCCGUCCCCGAGGAACCCGAGGCCUACAACCUCACAGCGCUCAUUCAGAUGGAUGGGCACCAAGCCCUGCUCAGGACUGAGGCUGGUGCCUUUGAGUACGUCGCCGACCCCACCUUCGAGAACUUCACAGGGGGCGUCAAGAAGCAGGUCAACAAGCUCAUUCACGCGCGGGGCACCAAUCUGAACAAGGCGAUGACGAUUCACGAGGCCGAGGCCUUCGUGGGUGCCGAGCGGUGCAUCAUGAAGACACUGACGGAGACCGAUCUGUACUGUGAGCCCCCAGAGGUGCAGCCCCCUCCCAAGCGGCGGCAGAAGCGGGACACGACCCACAACCUGCCUGAGUUCAUUGUGAAGUUUGGCUCCCGGGAGUGGGUGCUGGGCCGCGUGGAGUAUGACACGCGUGUGAGUGACGUGCCGCUCAGUCUCAUCCUGCCGCUGGUCAUCGUGCCCAUGGUGGCCGUCAUCGCCGUGUCUGUCUACUGCUACUGGAGGAAGAGCCAACAGGCAGAGCGCGAGUACGAGAAGAUCAAGUCCCAGCUGGAGGGCUUGGAGGAGAGCGUGCGUGACCGCUGCAAGAAGGAGUUCACAGACCUGAUGAUUGAGAUGGAGGACCAGACCAACGACGUGCACGAGGCAGGCAUCCCCGUGCUGGACUACAAGACCUACACCGACCGCGUCUUCUUCCUGCCCUCCAAGGACGGCGACAAGGACGUGAUGAUCACGGGCAAGCUGGACAUCCCUGAGUCACGGCGGCCCUUGGUGGAGCAGGCGCUCUACCAGUUCUCCAACCUGCUCAACAGCAAGUGCUUCCUCAUCAACUUCAUCCACACCUUGGAGAACCAGCGGGAGUUCUCGGCGCGCGCCAAGGUCUACUUUGCGUCGCUGCUGACGGUGGCGCUGCACGGGAAGCUGGAGUACUACACGGACAUCAUGCGCACGCUCUUCCUGGAGCUCAUGGAGCAGUAUGUGGUGGCCAAGAACCCCAAGCUGAUGCUGCGCAGGUCUGAGACAGUGGUGGAGAGGAUGCUGUCUAAUUGGAUGUCCAUCUGCCUGUACCAGUAUCUGAAGGACAGUGCAGGAGAGCCGCUGUACAAGCUCUUCAAGGCCAUCAAGCAUCAGGUGGAGAAGGGGCCGGUGGAUGCUGUGCAGAAGAAAGCCAAAUACACCCUCAAUGACACAGGGCUGCUGGGGGACGACGUGGAGUAUGCACCCCUGAUGGUGAGCGUGAUCGUCCAGGACGAAGGGGUCGACGCCAUCCCUGUCAAGGUCCUCAACUGUGACACCAUCUCCCAGGUCAAGGAGAAGAUCAUUGACCAGGUGUACCGCACGCAGCCUUGCUCCCGCUGGCCCAAGGCUGACAGUGUGGUCCUCGAGUGGCGUCCUGGGUCCACAGCCCAGAUCCUGUCAGACCUGGACCUGACCUCUCAGCGGGAGGGCCGGUGGAAGCGCGUCAACACGCUGAUGCACUACAACGUCCGGGAUGGAGCCACUCUCAUCCUGUCGAAGGUGGGGGUCUCCCAGCAGCCUGAGGACAGCCAGCAGGACCUGCCUGGGGAGCGCCACGCCCUCCUGGAGGAGGAGAACCGGGUGUGGCACCUGGUGCGGCCAACGGACGAGGUGGACGAAGGCAAGUCCAAGCGUGGCAGCAUGAAGGAAAAGGAGCGCACCAAGGCCAUCACCGAGAUCUACCUGACCCGCCUGCUCUCGGUCAAGGGCACGCUGCAGCAGUUCGUGGACAACUUCUUCCAGAGCGUGCUGGCGCCUGGCCACGCGGUGCCGCCCGCAGUCAAGUACUUCUUCGACUUCCUGGACGAGCAGGCAGAAAAGCACGACAUCAAGGACGAGGACACCAUCCACAUCUGGAAGACCAACAGUUUACCUCUCCGGUUCUGGGUGAACAUCCUCAAGAACCCCCAUUUCAUCUUCGACGUGCACGUCCACGAGGUGGUGGACGCCUCCCUGUCGGUCAUCGCACAGACCUUCAUGGACGCCUGCACACGCACAGAGCACAAGCUGAGCCGCGACUCUCCCAGCAACAAGCUACUCUACGCCAAGGAGAUCUCCACCUAUAAGAAGAUGGUGGAGGACUACUACAAGGGGAUCAGACAGAUGGUGCAGGUCAGCGACCAGGACAUGAACACACACCUGGCAGAGAUUUCCCGGGCGCACACGGACUCCCUGAACAUCCUCGUGGCCCUGCACCAGCUCUACCAGUACACGCAGAAGUACUACGACGAGAUCAUCAACGCCCUGGAGGAGGAUCCCGCCGCCCAGAAGAUGCAGCUGGCCUUCCGCCUGCAGCAGAUCGCGGCUGCGCUUGAGAACAAGGUCACGGACCUCUGACUGCGACCUCCACCGUCAUGGUCUUGGGACACAGGUGUGUGACACCCACUGCCGGGCGCUGGGCGGCCCCGGGGGAGCACGGCCAAGCGGGCAGGACUCAGCCCUUCUCUCUCUGGCAGAGGAAGAGCCCCCGGGCUUCCGAGUGUGUGCGUGGCAGGGGGGCCCCCACCUCAGCAUUUGUAGCCUCAUAGCACCCUUCUCCUGAGCAAUAGUGCCGGGCGCCCACCAGCACCAGUUCCCUCCUGCAGAACCAGCAUCGGGGGUGUCUCCUUCAAGCCUCCUGAGUGAUUCGAAAACGUGCCUUAUGCCCCCGGCGCCACACUGGGUUGCUGGGGGCAGUCGGGCCUCAGCCCCCCUCCCCAGGCACCAGCAGCCGCCUCAGAUACCUGGGUUGGGCCUUUUGGGGUGAGGUCUGAGUGCCCUCGGCCCCCAGGACCUAGUGCCCAGACUCUGUCCGUCUGCCCUACCUGGACUGGGGCAGAAAAGUGGUACGAUGCCUUCCUGACCUCGGUGGCCUGCCCUGCGGGGCACUGGCACUCCCGGGGGACUCCGUGCUGCAGGCCCCACCUCAGAGGUCAAGCUGGACGUCAGACGUCGAGGCCCAGGCGGCCAGAAGGGACCCAGCGGACUGGGGGUCAGGGUCCCGGCCUGUCAGACAGGCUGACCUGGAGGCCCUGCCCAGGUCCGGGGGGCCGGGAGCAGCUCCGCCAGGACACCCUCAACCCUUUUUGUAAAUCUUGUUAAUUGUCAAUCAAAUACAGCUGUCUUUUUCACUCUG